AUGCAGCAAGACAAUCUCGCUCGGGAGAAGCUUCGCCUAGAACUGGACGGGCACGAGGACGAACAUGGAAACGGGCAAGAUCUCGGCGACGGGGACGCUCCAUCACCACAUCUCCCAUCGACGCCAGCUGGAUCGUCAUCCGAGACCCACGCAUCUAGCCCCAGUCCAUCAUCGUCGAACCCGACUGAACCGGACACUUCUGCAUCAACUGGAUCCUCCGGCAUGCGGCGCCUGCAAGUCACCAGAGCCAGCACGCGCGGGAAGCCCACCAGCGACGAUCAUAUCGACGUCAACUUGGUUCCUGCCAAUCUGGAAGUCACCAUGAACGACCGCGGUCGAGCCCAUGCUACAACGGGCCGCGUGGAGCCAUCCGGUCUUUCCUUCACUCAGCUGGCUGAGAUAGCCGAUCAAGCCCAGCUCCCAUGCCCUGGCGAUACUGAGGAUUUCGCCCACGUUGCGGAAGACCCCUUCACGGUGCCGCGUGCUCACGCCUACGUCACGACCACUCACGAACACCACGGGAUCUUGGAGGAGACGAAUCAAGCGAUCAAAAUCCCCAACACCUACGACGAAGCCAUGAGCUCUCCCCAGCGCGAAGAAUGGAAAGGAGCGUGCAGCAAGGAAAUGUACAAUCUGCGGAAACACAACGUCUACAUUCUGGUGCCCCUCAGCAGCGUUCCCGAGGGAGAGAAGAUCCUCGGAACGAAAUUCGUCUUCAAGAAAACGCUGGACGGACGCUUCAAAGCUCGCCUGGUAGUCGGAGGACAUCGUCAAGAGCCAGGACAGGACUACGGACGCAGCUACGCACCAGUAUGCCGUAUCGGGAGCAUUCGGAUGACGUGCGCCAUUGGCUGCCACAACAACUGGCCCAUCUACCAACUGGACGUUGUCGGUGCCUUCCUGAACGCCCUCUGCGACAGAGAUGUGUACGUCAGACCCGCCCCCGGUACAUCCGCCAAGAACUCCGCGACGGGAGAACCCAUGGUGUACAAACUAGAACGGAGCCUCUACGGCCUAUCGCAGUCGCAUGCGCUCUGGAACGACACCCUGGACGAAUCCCUCACGGUGUUGGGAUGGAAAAGGACUCAAUCCGACCCCUGCGUGUACGUGUAUACCAGCGGCAACAUCAUCGUGAUUCUCACGGUCUACGUAGACGACAUUCUCAUCACAGGAGGAGACCAGCAGCUCGUGGACCAGAAGAAGAAGGAGCUCACGGAUCGAUUCGAGAUGACCGACAUGGGAGAGGUAAAGCGGAUCCUCGGGAUCGACGUGCAGCGAGACUACGAGCAAGGAACCCUGGCCAUUUCACAGGAGCACUACGUGAACACACUUCUGGAGCGGUUCGGAAUGCAAGAGGCCAACCCAGUGAGCACUCCUGGAUACGGAGCGGAAAUCUCCACGAAUCAACCUCAGGACCAAAUCCUAGGACCCACGGACAAGAAAAUCUACCAGUCGAUGGCGGGAAGCAUCCUCUACCUGGCCCAGUGCACGCGAUUCGACCUCUCCUACGCUGCCCUACAACUUUCCAAGGCCUGCAGCAACCCAGCGCAGGUGAACAUGACAGCAGCCAAGCACGUUCUGCGAUACCUUCGGGGUAAUCCAGUUCUUCCUAUCGUCUACAAGAGAGGACAGUUUCGGCUAGCGGCGUUUACGGAUUCAUCCUUCGGAGCAAACCCCGACAACGGAAGAUCUACCACGGGAUAUCUCUUCUUUCUGGCUGGAGGACUCAUCAGCUACGGUGCGAAGACUCAAACUCUAACCGCGCAAAGCACGGUCGAAGCCGAGAUUCAAGCACUUAGCUACUCAGCCAGAGAGGCGGUCUACAUCUCAAAUUUUAUGACGGAACUCAACUUCAAGACCUUCGGAUCGGUUCCCAUCAACAGCGACAGCACCGGAGCGCUGACAGUGGCCGGGAAUGCCAUGCACUCUCAACGCACGAAGCACGUGGCCCUGAGGUACUUUUUCAUCCGGGAGCUAGUACUACGGGGACAAAUCACUCUUCACCACCGGCCCAGCGAGCACCAGUUGGCUGAUAUCGCGACCAAGUACCUCCCAAAGCACCGAUUCGCCUCCAUCAUUCAGCAGAUUAAGGACUUCUCGUGUUGA
Messenger RNA from Ectocarpus sp. CCAP 1310/34, 2106 nucleotides. Lineage: Eukaryota; Phaeophyceae; Ectocarpales; Ectocarpaceae. The record is from the annotation of a GenBank genome assembly.